This is a messenger RNA of Penicillium angulare, 780 nucleotides long. RefSeq names its product YoaK family protein. The coding region runs from base 1 to 780 and encodes 259 amino acids. The transcript has a single exon. NCBI's taxonomy places the organism in Eukaryota, Fungi, Ascomycota, Eurotiomycetes, Eurotiales, Aspergillaceae. The record is from RefSeq and is a predicted model, not a curated record.
AUGACACUAUCCCUCCUCAAAUCCAACAAUGGUCAGAGAUCCCGCCUGCAGAAAUACUUCAUGGAAGAUAUUCGCGAGGAUCUAUUAUUAGAAUGCGAGUUGCUAUUGUUAUCUUUCGCAACAGGAAUCCAAGACGCGGCCGCUUGGCCUGAUUAUUCCUGUUUUGCGUCAAACCAAACGGGAAACACACUCUUCCUAGCCAUCGGUGUUGCAGGCCUCACACGAAACGCAUACAGCUUCUCUAAUAUUGGCAUCAGUCUCAGUCUCUUCGUUGCCGGGGGCUUUGUGAUGGGCCAAAUUGGCAAUUAUGUUGGCGUACGGCGACGAAUCUGGCUCUUGAUUAGCAAUCUCAUUCAAACACUGCUAGUCUUUUGUGCUCUGAUUAUUCAACACUUGUGGCCCGUCAGACGUGAUGGUCCCGCUGCGAUGGCGGUGAUCGCCUUGUUGGCAUUUUCAUCUGGUGGACAGGUUGCUAUGAGCCGAUCCUUGAAGAUCACUGAAAUUACAACGGCGAUGGCUACGGCAGCCUUCGUGGAUAUCGUUGUAGAUCCAGACUUGGGCAAGCUGAAGAAUAGGCUUCGUAAUCGCAGAGUUGCCUUCAUCUUCAUGCUCAGUGCUGGCUGUUUUGUUGGGGCUUUUGCACAACGAGAGGUUAAUUCCAAAUUUCCUAUCUUGCUGUGUGCAUUGGGCAAGGCAUUGGUCAGCAUGGCAUUUUUCUUCAAUCGAGCUGUCGAUCCAUUGGAUUCCCACGCCGACUCUACGGAAAAUCUGAAGGUUUGA